Messenger RNA from Lactuca saligna, 1210 nucleotides. Lineage: Eukaryota; Viridiplantae; Streptophyta; Magnoliopsida; Asterales; Asteraceae. The record is from the annotation of a GenBank genome assembly.
CUUAGUUUUCUUAUGUGUCGAUUAUAUUAAAUCAAAAUGAUUAAAGAAUGAAAUAAAAACAACUAAAAAAAAUAAAAUAGGUCAGAUAUAUUAGAUGAUGCAGGAUUUAAUUUAUUUACUUCGAAGUUCGAACGUUAAGAUUUUCCAUUUUUUCGGAGCAGAAAUAGCAAUUUGCGCUCGUAUAGAGUAACAGAGUGUCUGAGCUUCGUCUCUUCACUCUUCAGUUCUUGGAAUCGGAUUAGAGAUGAUAAACCCUAAAUUGGCUCGUAGUUUACGCAACUUACUUCCACUUAUGCAUAGAGACCUCAGCUCCCGCUUCUCUCCAACUCCCUUCGCCUCUCACCAUGAUCGAAUUGCAUUCCAUCUUUUUCAGUCACGUCCAUUCACCCUCCACAAAUCUAACUCUUCUUUUUCGGUUGUGGUAUUUGGGUUUCAUCAUUCUGUUUAUCGUCCUCCUAAAAUUUCCUCAAGUUUUAAUCCUUCGUUUGCAAGUCAUCAUGGGUACUCCACCACCACCAAUGCCUCUACUGAAGAUAUCCAGUGCCAAAACCCUCAAGAACCACCUCAAUCUGACACAAACGAUGAAGUAGAACCAAUCGACUUAUGGGAGGAAGAAGACGAAGCUGAGCCUAAGAUCGGAGAUGGUGGAGAUGGAGGCGGUGUUGUCCUGCAAAACUGUCCUUGGGGCGAGAAAGUUCUAUCCAUUGCUCGAGACGUUUUGCUUCAGUUUGGUGAUGACAUAGAAAUCUUCGCUUUCAAAACCUCCCCUCGUGGAUACAUUUAUGUCAGAUUAGAUAGACUCUGUAACGAAUAUGGGUGCCCUAGCAUAGAGGAUAUUCAAAGUUACAGCCAUGAAUACAAGAAAAGACUAGACAAAGCAGGAGAAACUGGAGACAUACCCUGUGAUUUAGCUCUUGAGGUGUCAUCUCCAGGUGCAGAUAGGCUACUGAGGAUACCGGAUGAUUUAGAAAGAUUUAAAGACAUGGCUAUGAGAGUGAAGUAUGUAGAUGAUGAUGAUCAUAGGUGUAAGGAAAAAGAAGGGGUGUUCUUUUUGGAAGCCAUUGAAGGGGAAUGUGAGAGGCAACUUUAUACCUUGAUUACCAAUAAGUGUGCAACUUGGAUUCUUCAAUUUGUUCUUGAGAUGACACCUGGACAAUUAAUUGUGGAAAUACUUCUUACAGACUUUGAAACCACAUACAACAACAGGUAA